This is a messenger RNA of Oryzias melastigma (Indian medaka), 5769 nucleotides long. It is a transcript of the gene ttc9b, whose product is annotated as tetratricopeptide repeat domain 9B. The record is from RefSeq and is a predicted model, not a curated record. The coding region runs from base 299 to 1048 and encodes 249 amino acids. Lineage: Eukaryota; Metazoa; Chordata; Actinopteri; Beloniformes; Adrianichthyidae. Gene Ontology annotation, molecular function: protein binding. The transcript has 3 exons.
CUGCGCGGCAGGAGCUGUCCGUGGUGCUGAAGCUGCGCGUGCCUUAGAGGCUGCACACGAGCAUCCUUCCGCGAGGAGACCAAAACGAGGAAUUUUUUAUAGCAGACUGAAGCGUGGGGGAAUCGGGGUGUUUUUUUGUAGCAGCUCCGUUUUUAUCCGCUUUCAGGGCUGACAUUCUUUACAAGCACAAACUACAACCCCGCGAGAGCGCCGCGCGUGAAGCCGCUUUUACUCCACUGCUCCUCCGACGCUGGUCGGCUCUCCGGCGCCGCCGCCUGCCCCCGUCUCUGCGUCCUUUAUGCACAGCACGCUGCUCCCAUCCUCCACGACCAAACACUCCUUCGUGUCCGAGCGCCAUGGUCCGGUCCAGCUGCCUCCACUGAGAGACAUGGAAGCCAAACAACACCCGAUAAAAAGCCUGAAAAGCUACCCGGAGACUGGGGGCCGGAGCCUGGCAGCGGCCGCCGGAGGAGAAGCAGGAGGCUGCGGCGGCGGCUAUCGAGCCGGCUCCGCUGAGACGGAGAUGGAGGGAAAGAUCCAAAAAGCCAUCGACUUCAAGGCGGAGGGGCACCGCUGUUACAAGGAGAAGAAAUUUCGGGAGGCGAUAGGCAAGUAUCACCGGGCGCUGCUGCAGCUCAAAGGCGUGCAUGUGGUCGACGGGACGACGGGCUCCGAGGUCAACCUGCUCAGCCAAGCCGCGGCCAAGCUGACCGAGGAGCAGCGGAGAGCCGUGGAGAGCACCGAGAUCGAGUGCUACGACAGCCUGACAGCUUGCCUGUUGCAGUCGGAGUUGGUAAACUACGAGAGAGUAAAGGAGUACUGUUUGAAGAUUUUGAGCCACCAGAGAGAUCACUUCAAGGCCAUGUACAGAGCCGGCAUCGCCUUCUAUCACCUGGGUGAUUAUGAAUGUGCCCUACGCUACCUGCGUGACGCCAAGAACCGCGAACCAACAGACACCAAUGUGCUGCGAUACAUCCAGCUGACUGAGAUGAAGAUGAGCAAGAGCGGACAGCGAGACCGAGAGAGCUGCAAGGAGAUGCAGAGUUAAUCUGCUACCUGUACAAUCUCCAGACCUCUCCCUCAUUUGACCCCAGAAGCAGCCCUACUCUGACCCCUUCAUGCCCCUUCUGUCUUUCUGUACUGACAGUUCUGACAGCAGCACACACACAGAAGUCCAAUCACCUCCUGUGGUGACUUACAAACGGGACACAUAUCAAGCGCUGUCUGCUACUCCUCCAUCCUCCUCCUCUCCUCGUUUCUCCCUCAGGUGUUGGGGCUCCUCUCCUUAGAAGCAGUCAGCAGGAGAAAAUAAUAAAAGAGAAAAACAACAAAAAUCAUAAAAGAAGCUGUAAUAUACCCAUAGAAAAUCUCAUUGUUAUGGAGCAAAAGAAAAAGAAAACAAACCAGAAGACAUUUACGUGGUUUAGUCAAAGCAUAGAGGCGUUCUGUUUCGGCUCUCAUCUGCCUUCCUUCUCUCUGUGAUUUUUGCUACUCUUCGACAGAAUUUGGGGGGGCUGGACAACACUGGCGGGGGAACAGGGGCGUGUGUACGUGCAUGCAUUGUGGAGCAUAGGCAGGGGAAAGGAUAAGACCACAGCCCAGCUCGAUUGUACAUCCAAACUCCCGCAGGGCUCGGUCAGGCCCAGAGUUUGGGACAUUUAGAGCGAAUAACAGCUUCUCAUGAAAAGAUGAGGCCUGUCUUUGUGCUUUAUCUCUCUCUUUGUUCUGCCAUGCAUCACAGUUUCUAGACUGUUUUUUUUUUCUAAAUCAAGGGCUAAUUCAAGUGUUUGUUAUCCAUUAUUAGGGUUAAUUUGCCGUCAUGUUCAGAAGUAAUGGAGAAGUAAAAGGAAAAUGUGUUCAUAGCAAUCGGGACUAAAUUCUCAAGUUGUUUUUGCUGUUAUCAGGUGUGCUGUUGUGUGUGUGUCUUGAAUGUUGUCUGAAGCCCCUCAUGGGUUGUGUGUUGUGUUGAUGUUCUUAGGAAACUCGAGGCCCCUCCUUCCCUCAUCUCCCACAGCGCCCCCCCCUCCUCCACCCAAUGAUGUCACAAUGGAAAAUAGCCAAAUCAACCACCAUUGGCUGGAUGGCAGUCCUCUCUGACGAGAGGCGAUGGUGGUCCAACCUUUAACCACAAAUACUCAGUUUAUAGACAUCGAUAAUGUGCUUUGGAACAACAAUCUGUGUGGAGAGUCCAAAUCGCAGUAUAGGAGCACUCAGCCUGAGUGCUUCACCGAGGGUGAGCCAUUUGAGAUUUCUUCUGCUCACAGUUUACUGUAAGCUUCUAACACAUCUGCAUUUGACCAAACUCAACACUAGCAAUGAUCUGGUUUAAUCAUACCCACGACUGUCCAGCACUGACGUGUUUCCUCUGGUGACUUGCAAAGCUGAAUAAUAUGGUCAUCUAUCAGCUUCACCUCGGGCUCGACUCUGCCCAGAUCAGCAGAAAGUCGGAUCGAUCAUUUGUUAGAGCAUGACCCGAAGUCCUGAUGUACCUCUUGUGCAAGGCCCACUUCCUGCAUGCAACCAGGAGCUCAUUCAAAUAUUUGGAAUAGGGAUUAUAUCUGCUCCAUUGCUUUCGCUUAUGCUACGCUGCCACUAAAAUUAUUGACCAUGAUGCUCUUCUGGCUAACCCGUCCUUCAUAAAAGCCAUGGGGAUGGAUGGCAGCUGCAGAAGAAGUAUCAAAUAUUUCUGGAAAAUGCUCCCUUUUCAUUAAAAAAAAACAAAAAAAACAAAUGAACAGCACCUCCUUUGGCUGUGGGAGAUGUUCCCGGUUUGACAUGGAGGAGGAAAUCAAAUCAAAUCAACAAAGUUGGAAAAGAUUUCCCCUCCAAAUGUAUCACACUGACCUGAUAAUAAGCAGUCAGGGACCUAAGUGUGUCAUUAGCACUCUGGAGAGACGGCACUGUGGGUUGAGAGGACCGGCAUGAUUCGGAGAGGCUCCGGUGGAGGGAGAAGUAGGCCAUCAUCCGCCCAGUAAAGCAGCCGCAGCUCUCCAGACGCAGAGAAGAAACACUGAACUUCUUCAGUUUAUCAGUAUGUGUUUCUGAGAAAAUGACAAUCACCCUGUAGUUGAACCAGAGGCGGACUUACUAUUAGGCAAAGGUGGGCGUUUGCUUGGGUGCCCCCCAACACUUAGCACUGAAUACUUAACUUAAAUGUCUAAAAUAGUUUCCUAUGCCUGUUAUUAUCUAACUACAAUAAAAUUAAAUUAAAAAAAAAAUCACUGAAAUGGCAUUAAACUACUCAAGUGUUUCGUCCUCCCCCAGCCUUCUGCAGCAAUGGAAUAUUCCAUAAACAGCAAGCUAGCAAGCCGAGACAGACUGGCUAGCUUGCUAUCAGUCAAUGUUACGAAGAUAAAGUUGUAAAAAAUGGGAAAUAAGUUAAAAUUUUCUCAAAAUAAAGUCAUAAAAUGACAAUAAAAUUGUCAAAGAGAACAAAGUUGUAAAAUUUUGAGAAGUUGUAAUUUUACAAGGAAAAGACUCAUUUGUUGUAUUUGGAUUUUAAAAUGUUCCAACAAAGAAAUUUUCAGAGAAAUGGGAUGAACGUCACACAAAUUUGGCUAAAUCUGCUUUACUUUUUUGUAAAUGUACAAUUUUAUUUUAAAUAAAAUACAACUUAAUCUUAAAGAAUUUUCUGUGUAAAAUUACAACUUUUUAAUCAUAAAUUUAUGAUUUUGUUCUUGUGAAAUGCUGAAUUGUUUAUCAUAAUGUUAUAACUUUAUUCUUGUAUAUUUAUUUAAGAGACAGAAAGCGGUCAUGUCUAGAAUUUAUGUCUUUAGUUGACGCUACUCCAUAGUAAACUGUUUUGUUCCAUCAUUUUACGUAUAAUUGCUUCUUUUGUAUUCUUUAGUACAACAGCUGCAGAGGGCUCCAUGGUAUUGGGCCCCCAAACUGCUAAGUCCGCCCCUGGGUUGAACCCAAACCUUCAUUUAUAAAGCACACCAGGAGUCUAAUAGUCAAUAAACAAAUGUCUUAAAACUUUAAAAGUGAACAGAUAUAGAAAAUUCAUAAAAUGAGUCAAAUAGAAGCUUUAUUGAAUAAAAUUCUGUAAAAAUUCAACAAAAAUUUUAUAUAUAUAUAUAUAUAUGAAAAAGGAGUCACAUAUUUUUAAAAUGACAAGAUCACAAAAAAUUAAAGAUCACAAAAACUAUUAUUCAUCCAAUUCUCUAAUUUUUGUAAUUGUUUACAAAACAAAAUUGCUUAUUCCAAAUUUAUCUGAUCACUCCUGCACCUUCUGUAACGUAACUAUAUGGAGAGUUUUGCUGAUAAAAGCUUUCACUUAAACAAAAUUACCAGCAUGUUACACACCAAAACAUGCUGAAUAUCACAAAUAUUCACCUAAAAUCAUCUCUAAGAUGAAUACAGUCUUAUAAUACAUCUGACCAAAUCAGUUUUUUGUUUAUAGCCCCAUUAGGAGAAGUUAACCCCUCCCCAGGCUUAUUUCUAAAGCACUCAGCUCCUUUGGGAUUUUUUUUCCCAUUUAUUUUGCAGUUCUGUCAUCAGUUACCUCUCAAGAGUUGUUACUUUUACUAGAAUUAAUGAAGAUUAUGACUCAAUUCAUCCAGUUUAAACAUAAUAUUGUUUUUAGAUAUUUAAAUAAACAUCUUUUUUUAAAGUUGGUGCCAACUUUUGUUUUACAAUUGGUUUAAUUUUCUAUUGUAAUUUCAAUUUAUUUAAAUUUAGCCACACAUUAAGGGCAUAUUAUGCCAAAUUACUUGCAGUUUCAUUCUAUAGAUGAUAUUUCUAUGAAAAGUGGAACAAUCAAACCCAAACAAACAGAAUCUCUGUCAUGGACAAACAGCUCUGGAGCCGUCUGAGGCACAAACACUGGAUGCAAACGUCAUUCUCUGCUCCCUGCACUCCGUCUGCAGCUCCCGUUCUCCCAGAGGACAUAAAUCAACAGCGAGGAGCAGCAUGUGCAGGCUCCAUGGCUCCCUGGGCUGGGUCUCCUCUUCCACAGCCUCCUCCGGGAUAGGUCCCCCCUCCUCCACAAAGUCCUCUCUCCAUGACACCAUGUUGUUUUUGUCUGGCUGUGCUAAGUCAGUCUUCCUCUUCAUGUACAGUAAUCGUCUGGGGAUAACUAGCUGCACAUUAAACAGGUUUGCUUCUAGUUUACCAGGUUUCUUACAUAACAGCUGAAUCUGAGGCUGUUAAAAAAAGCCCAACUUCAUUCUGUGUGCGGAUGGAGACGGGAUCCCUGCUCCUGCUCGGUGUAGCUUAAACAAAAAGCACAAAAAAAAGUAAAGCUACAAGUUGUUUUGUUUUGUUUUCUUUUAUUUCUUCCUUUUUACUCCGGAGUCAUAAAGGUAAAUGUUUGUCAAAUGUCAAAGUAGUUUUUUGUGAAUAUAUGAAACAAUUGUACAAAAAAAAUGGAAAGUUUUAUGGUUGUGAAAAGCUUUACUUUACUGAAUUACAUAAUCAAUAGAAAAGAAAAGAAAAUUAAGAGAUGGAAACUCUGACGCCUUCACAGGGCUGCUUUGUGACUUGUUUUUACUCAUGGUUAUUUUUGAUGAUCUUCCUCUUGUUGAGUGAUCCAGAAGUGCGAGCUGCGAUGGGGACACUGCAUUCUGUUUAUUCCAGUCUUGACACGAAGGACAAAAACACCGUGGAUUCCAAGACUGUAUUUUACUUUUGUUCCAAAAAGGCCUUUUUUUCAUUCAACUUCUAUACAUGUGACAAGUCUCCAUCACUGGAUUUAUUGAACUACAAGCCCGGGAAUGCACUACUGAUUGGUUGAUGAAGAUUAUGAAUAAAGUUUCAAACAAAGAAGGA